Molecule: messenger RNA, 2273 nt
Organism: Ilex paraguariensis (yerba mate)
Lineage: Eukaryota; Viridiplantae; Streptophyta; Magnoliopsida; Aquifoliales; Aquifoliaceae
Source: the annotation of a GenBank genome assembly
CAAAUAUCAGAAAGGCAAGCUUACUAGAAACACACAAAAACAGUUCAAUUGCCUGAAAAUGGGGUCGAUGAUCAUGAAAGUUUUGAUGUUGCAGUUUUUAGGGUUGCUAUUAUUUGAUGGCUUCACCCAUUCUGAAGCUUUUAUAAUUCGUCGUACCUUCGUGGUGCAAGAAACACCAUACACAAAACUCUGCAGCACCAAGAACAUCUUGACAGUGAAUGGACAAUUUCCUGGCCCAACUCUAUAUGCACACAAAGAUGAUACAAUCCUUGUUGACGUUUAUAACAGAGGCAACCAAAAUAUCACCAUCCACUGGCAUGGAGUGAAACAGCCAAGGAAUCCAUGGACAGAUGGACCAGAAUUUAUUACACAGUGCCCUAUUCAACCAGGUGCAAAGUUUAGCCAAAAGAUUUUGCUUAGUGAUGAGGAAGGAACUAUAUGGUGGCAUGCACACAGCGAUUGGUCGCGAGCUACAGUUCAUGGCGCUAUCUUUGUCUUUCCAAAGAAGGGAACCACUUAUCCCUUUCCUAAGCCUCAUGCAGAAGUGCCCGUUAUAUUAGGAGAGUGGUGGAAGAGUGAUGUACAAGCGGUUCUUACGGAAUUCCUUCAAACUGGGGGAGAUCCAAAUGUUUCUGAUGCUUUCCUUAUAAAUGGUCAACCUGGUGAUCGAUACCCAUGCUCAAAACAAGAUACAUUCAAAUUGACAGUGGAUCAUGGUAAGACCUAUUUGUUCCGAAUGAUCAACAGUGCCAUGAACAACAUUCUCUUCUUCGCCAUCGCCAAACACAAGAUCACCGUUGUCGGAACAGACGGUGGCUACACCAAGCCAUUGACAAGUGACUAUCUCGCGAUAUCGCCCGGACAAACCAUUGAUUUCUUGGUAGAGGCCAACCAACAACCAGAUCACUAUUACAUGGCUGCUAAGGCCUACAACAGUGCCAGCUCGGUUAGGUACGACAACACCACCACCACAGCCAUUAUUCAGUAUAGUGGAAACUACACUCCAUCUUCACCCUCACCUUUCCCUCAUCUCCCAGCCUUCAACGACACGAAAGCCUCGGCAAAUUUCACCGGCAGCCUGAGAAGUUUAGCCAGCAUAGACCAUCCAGUCCAGGUACCACUGAAUAUCAGCACGAAGUUAUUUUUUACAGUCUCGAUUAAUACACAACCAUGUGAUCGUAAUACAUCUUGUGAGGGUCCAGAUGAUGAACGAUUCGCGGCCAGUGUGAACAACAUAACCUUCGAACAGCCAAGAAUUGACAUUCUUGAAGCUUAUUACAGGGGCAUUAAUGGUGUUUUCGGAUAUGAUUUUCCUAAUUUUCCUCCAGUGGCAUUCAAUUUCACGAACCGAACUAUUCCGGUGGAAUACCGGAGGUCAAUGAACGCAACAAAAGUGAAAGUGCUUGAAUAUAACUCCACGGUGGAGCUUGUUUUCCAGGGAACCAAUUUGGUGGCUGGGAUUGAUCAUCCCAUGCAUUUGCACGGAUAUAGUUUCUAUGUUGUUGGGUGGGGAUUUGGAAAUUUUGACAAAAUGAAGGACCCUUUGAAGUAUAAUCUUGUUGACCCUCCUCUACAGAAUACCAUUGCAGUCCCAAAGAACGGCUGGGUUGCUAUCAGAUUCAAGGCAAACAACCCUGGAGUGUGGUUAAUGCACUGCCAUUUAGAACGCCACAUAAGUUGGGGGAUGGAGAUGGCAUUCAUAGUGAAAAAUGGGAAACACCCAAAUGCCAAAAUUUUGCCCCCACCUCCAGACAUGCCACCAUGUUGAAGCUCUACAAGAUUUCUAUUUAUAUUGUAUUAAAUUUUCUAGAGUGUUUUUUUUUUAAUAAAUUGGUUAUGUGUCUUAGAAAUGAAUAAAACAUUUGCAAGUCCCUUUAUAUACAGUGUUAACCGCAAUGCAAAAUAUGCUUGUGAUCAGUAAAUUAUUAUAUUUGUUCUUUCUUCGAAUUUUCUUGUCGGGGUGAAUUUUGUUCUUAGAAAUUUAUCUUAGUCGUAGUUCUUUUAUUAUCCUUUGUAGCGUCAUCUGUGGAUCAGUUAAACGAUGGUUGAUGAUCUAAUCUUUUUUUAAAAUUUGUGAGUCGGAUCCACUUUGACUCGAUACGGUACGUGAAUUUUAUGGCUCGGGAACCAAGUUACUUCAUUUUGAACCCAAUCUACUAAAUUCAAAGCCCACUUGAAAUUAUUUGUGCCCACUGUUCUUGUUAUUUACAACUCAGUUUUUUUUUUUUUUCAGAUUUUUUGGUGGCCGGUACAAUAUAGGUUUUGAGUUUUUU